Molecule: messenger RNA, 930 nt
Organism: Equus quagga
Lineage: Eukaryota; Metazoa; Chordata; Mammalia; Perissodactyla; Equidae
Product: olfactory receptor 7A10-like
Biological process (GO): G protein-coupled receptor signaling pathway
Cellular component (GO): membrane
Molecular function (GO): olfactory receptor activity
Source: RefSeq, a predicted model, not a curated record
AUGAAGCCAGGGAAUAAUACAAAAAUUUCAGAAUUUCUUCCUUUUGGAAUUUCAGAUAAACAAGAAUUGCAAUCCUUCUUCUUUGGGCUGUUCCUGUCCAUGUACUUGGUCAUCAUACUUGUGAAUCUGCUAAUCAUUCGGGCUGUCAGCUCUGACUCCCACCUCCACACCUUCAAUCUGUCUAUUAUAGACAUCAAUUUCACCUCCACCACUGUUCCAAAGAUGCUGGUGAAUAUACAGACACAGAGAAAAGUCAUAACUUAUGAAAGCUGCAUACAAAUGUCCUUUUUCAUACUCUUUGUAUGGUUGGACAGUUUCCUCCUGACUGUGAUGGCCUACAACAAGUUUGUGACCAUCUGUCACCCCCUGCACUAUAUGGUCAUCAUGAACCCCCUGCUCUAUGGGCUGCUGGUUCUGGUAACUUGCAUUAUCAGUAUCCCACAUUCCAUGUUACACAGCUUAAUGAUAUUGUGGCUGUCCUUCUGUAGAGGCUUGAAAUUCACCACGUUUUCCUGUGAACUUAAUCAGGUGGUCCAACUUGCCUGUUCUGACACCUUUCUUGGUAACAUGGUGAUGUAUUUUGCAGGUGUCCUGCUGGGUGAUGGUUCCCAGGCUGACGUCCUUUACUCUGACUCGAAGAUAGUUUCUUCCAUACAUAGAAUCUCAUCAGCUCAGGGGAAGUAUAAAGCCUUUUUUACCUAUGCAUCUCACCUCUCAGUUGUCUCCUUAUUUUAUUGUAUGGUCCUGAGAGUGUACCUCAGCUCUGCUGCUACCCACAGCUCACACUUAAGAGUAACAGCCUCAGUGAUGUACACUGUGGUUAUACCCAUACUGAAUCCCUUCAUCUACAGUCUGAAGGACAAAGACAGAGGGAGCUCUGAAGACGUUCUUCAGGGUAAAGCCAUAAAGGGGUCAUUUUUCAAGAAGUGA